Molecule: messenger RNA, 1140 nt
Organism: Coturnix japonica (Japanese quail)
Lineage: Eukaryota; Metazoa; Chordata; Aves; Galliformes; Phasianidae
Gene: NAA80
Product: N-alpha-acetyltransferase 80, NatH catalytic subunit
Biological process (GO): protein acetylation
Cellular component (GO): cytoplasm
Molecular function (GO): N-acetyltransferase activity; acetyl-CoA binding
Source: RefSeq, a predicted model, not a curated record
GUGCGGUGCGGUGCGGGCUGGGCCGGCUGCAGGACGCGUGGAGGAGAGCGGGGGGUGCGGGGCGGGUUGCUCAACGCGCGGGCCGUUAGCAGCGGGGUUCCUCUUUGAGUGCGGUUUCGCCUUCGCACGGCGACGGUGGGAGGUGGGGCUCUACCGAGUGCUUACGGGAGCACGGCAUGGCACGGCAUAGCAUGGCACUACAUGGCACUACAUGGCACUGCAUGGCACGGCAUAGCAUGGCAUGGCACUGCAUGGCACUGCUCAACAUGGCACGGCACGGCAUGGCUGUCACUUUGCUGUCCAGGAAGCUGCUGCCGUGCUGCGCCCAUUGGAGUGUUGGUAGUGACCUCAGCACAGAUGCUGAGCCAUCACUUCUCACUCUCCCUGCAGUGAGAAGAAUGAGCCCGGUGCCGGAGGAGCUCAGCCUUGUGCCCCUGCAUCAGCACCCCGAGCUGCUGGAGGCCUGUGCCGAGCUGCUGGCUGAGGAGUGGGGCAAGAGCCGUGCAGUGCGGCUGCAUGCACUGCAGCGAUCCUCCGACGCCUUCCCCACCUGCCUGGCACUGCUGCGGGCAUCGGGCCCCGCCGAGCCCACCUGCCCCCAUUGCCUGGUGGGACACGUCCGGCUGUCGCGCGUGGCUGGGCAGCCUGGUGGGCUCUUGGUGGAGAGCGUGGUGGUGGCGCGGGCACUGCGGGGCAGAGGCUACGGGCGGCAGCUGAUGGAGGCCACCGAGCGUUACGCUCGGACCCGCGGCUUCCGCCGCCUGCACCUCAGCACUCACGACAAGCAGCAGUUCUACGCCCACCUGGGCUUCAUCCCGGCUGAGCCGGUGCAGAUCGUGCCCUUCCUCAGCCCUGCCAUGCCUGCUGCAGCACUGCGGGCCUUUGCUGCGCCUCCCAGCCCCACCCCUGCUACCCCAGCGGUGCCCUCAGCCCCCCAUACCCCCCUGCCGCCUCCUGCCAUCCCCCCCCCGCCCCCUCUCCCACCCCCAUCCCGGGCAGGGGGAGGCCCAGCUGAGGGCGGUGGGCAGAGCCCGCAGGAGAGCCCCCACUAUGAUACCAGGGGGCUGCCCAUCUUCUGGAUGAAGAAGGACAUCUGAGGCUGCUGGGCACAGCUGGUGAUUAAAAGCGAGCGCGGGCGGA